AUGGCGGACAUUUACGAGAUCGAAGACAUCGACGGUGUUCGUUUCAACUGGAACGCAUUUCCUGUCACCAGGCAAGAGGCCGAGAAUAUGGCUGCUCCAGUGGGAUGUUUAUAUACCCCGUUGCUUGCCAGAGAAGACCUUCCGAUUGCCACUUAUGAUCCGCAAUUAUGCAGACGAUGCCGUGCAGUUUUGAACGUUUUCUCCCAAAUCGACCUGGGAUCCAAAACGUGGACAUGUACUUGUUGUAUGUCCCGCAACCCACUCCCUGUGCAUUAUUCCAACAUUUCUGCUGAGAACUUGCCUAUUGAAUUGACCCCUCAGGCUUCGUCCAUCGAAUACGUGCUUACAAAGACCCCUUCCCCUCCUCCUCCAGCUUUCAUCUACGUUAUCGACUUGUGUCAAGAGCCAGAAGAUUUGCAAGCAUUGAAGGAUCUGCUGAUCACCUCGUUGUCUCUGCACCCACCGGGAUCUCUCAUUGGUUUGAUCACUUUCGAUUCCGUGGUAAAUGUUCACGAAUUGAACUUUGAUUCCUGCUUCAAAAAAUACAUCUUUAGCGGAAACAAAGAGUACGAGUCCCAGGAAGUCCAGAAACAGCUGGGAAUCCUUGGAAACGGUUCUAAAAACUGGAUCCAACAGUUCGAAACCGGAGGAACUAUCGGCAAGUUCCUGUUGCCUUUGAGCGACCCCGAUGCCGAGUUCCAGAUCACAAGAGCCAUCGAGUCCUUGGAAAUCUCCAAGUGGACCGUCGAGCCAGGCCACAGAGCUAUCAGAGUCACCGGUGCGGCACUCAGCAUAGCUUCGUGUUUGGUGGAAGGCUCUUUCUUGCAAGGUGCUGCCAAAGUGACACUUUUCGCAGGAGGUCCUUGUACUUUUGGACCAGGAACCAUUGUCGGCACAGAGUUGAAAGAACCAAUCAGAUCCCACAGCGAUAUUGACAAGGGUACAGCCAAGCAUUACAAAAAGGCCGUGGCUUUCUACAAGAAACUCACCACAAAGGCCACCCAAUUAAAGAAGGACGUUAAGGAUAAAUUCUUUGACCCUCAAUCAUCAGCAACCUUCAGUGUCGAUAUCUUUGCCGGAUGUUAUGAUCAGACAGGUAUCUACGAAAUGAGAUCGUUGAGCAACCAGACUGGAGGUACCAUUGUGGUGACCGACUCGUUCCAGACCUCGAUCUUCAAAAACUCAUUCUUUGCAUGCUUCAACAAGGACGACGAGGGCUAUCCUUUCAACUACUUUGACGGGUCUUUGGAGGUGUUCACUUCUCAAAGAUUGAAGGUCGCCGGAGUUGUUGGUCUUGCCACCUCGUUGAAGAAAGAAGGAAAGAACGUGGCCGAUAUCGAGGUUGGUCACGGUUUCACCAACAAAUGGGGUCUUCCUUCUGUGUCUCCAAGACACACGUACGGUAUAUUUUUCGAUAUGCAAACUGUUGGGGCUGCUGAUCAGCGCAAUUCCUCAGUUCCUGAGGUCCACAUCCAAUUCCAAACUACCUAUAGACACACCAACGGUACUGUGCGGAUGAGAGUGACCACUUUGAGCAGAUUGACAUCCAAUUCCACAGAGCUGUCCAACACAUUUGACCAAGAGGCAGCUGCUGUGUUGUACGCAAGAUUGAUUGUUCACAAGCUUGAAAACGGUGGUGAAUAUUCCGAUCUACUUAGAUGGAUCGACAAGUCUUUGGUCAAACUGUGUACCGUUUUUGGAGACUACUCUAGAAACGAUCCAAACUCAUUCAGACUGUCGUCCAAAUUUUCUCUGCUUCCGCAGUUCAUCUACCAUUUGAGAAGAUCGCAGUUCUUGCAGGUGUUCAACUGCUCACCGGACGAGACUGCUUUCUACCACCACACGCUUUUGAGAACCGAUGUAAGAGACUCCUUGGUUAUGAUCCAGCCAACUUUGGUGAGAUUCAUGGCUGACGGGUCCGAGCCGGAGCCGGUUCUGCUAGACUCUGCAUCUCUCAAGCCGGACGCUGUAUUGUUACUCGAUGCAUUCUUCUACACUGUCAUUUACUUUGGUAACAUCGCUGCCGACUGGAGAGACAGAGAAUAUCCAAGAGACGAAUAUCCUGGAGUUUAUGAUAUGAUUGACAAGUCUAAAGAGGAGGCCGCGUCGCUUAUUGCGGACCGGUUCCCUCUUCCUAGAUACGUUACAUGCGAUGAGGGCAAGUCUCAAGCCAGAUUUUUGUACUCCAAGCUGAACCCAUCCGAAAACGACAACAGCGAGGCGACAGGCGGCGGAAUGAAGGGAUACGUUGCCGAUAGCGAUCCGGGAAGCACUGUUGUGCACACGGAGGAUGUUAGUUUGAAGACGUUCUUCCAGCACCUUGCCAAGUUGGUGGUGAACAACUCGGUGUCCUAA
This is a messenger RNA of Ogataea philodendri, 2355 nucleotides long. RefSeq lists its product as uncharacterized. NCBI's taxonomy places the organism in Eukaryota, Fungi, Ascomycota, Pichiomycetes, Pichiales, Pichiaceae. The record is from RefSeq and is a predicted model, not a curated record. Gene Ontology annotation, cellular component: endoplasmic reticulum exit site; COPII vesicle coat. Bases 1 to 2355 code for a protein of 784 amino acids. The transcript has a single exon. Gene Ontology annotation, molecular function: GTPase activator activity; zinc ion binding. Gene Ontology annotation, biological process: endoplasmic reticulum to Golgi vesicle-mediated transport; intracellular protein transport; COPII-coated vesicle cargo loading.